AUGUGUGGCCAGGCGGGCAGCCCGCGACCCACUGCGCCGGGCCAGCAGCUCCGCGCUCUCUUCUACGUGCUGCCGCCCGGCGAGAGCUCUUUCCGCACGGUGGAGGAAGUGCCCGACUACGUGGAGAAGAGUAUUCCAUUCUUCAUUGCUUUUAUUGCGCUGGAGUUUGCUGUCAAUUGGAUUCAGAAGCGUAAGCUGUCAGGUCGGAUCAAUGAUGGCAUAAGUUCUCUUUCUUUAGGUAUCCUAUCUCGACUGCCAGAUGUUUUAUUCAGAAGUGUUGAUUUAAUAAGUUAUAUCUACAUAUGGAAUAACUACAGACUCUUUGAACUGCCCUGGGACUCACCAUGGACAUGGUAUUUGACACUUCUGGGAGUGGACUUUGCAUACUACUGUUUUCAUCGCAUAAGCCAUGAGGUCAAUAUACUGUGGGCAGCGCACCAAGUACAUCAUAGUUCUGAAGAUUACAAUUUAUUCACAGCAUUGAGACAAUCUGUACUGCAGAAAUACACCUCCUGGAUUUUCAACUUGCCCAUGGCUCUUUUCAUUCCUCCUUCAGUCUUUGCUGUUCAUCUACAGUUUAAUCUACUUUACCAGUUUUGGAUACAUACAGAGGUUAUCACCAACCUUGGGCCUUUGGAGUGGAUUCUUAAUACUCCCAGUCAUCACAGAGUUCAUCACGGUAGAAAUCCUUACUGCAUAGACAAAAAUUAUGGAGGGACAUUCAUUAUCUGGGACAGGAUAUUUGGAACAUUUGAGGCAGAAGAUGCAAAAGUUGUAUAUGGCUUAACACAUCCAGUAAAUUCAUUUGAUCCCAUCAUGCUGCAGUUAUGUCCCUUGGCUCAUAUUUGGAACACAUUUUGGGCCACACCUGGAUUCUGCAAUAAGCUUUCUGUCAUAUUCAAAGGGCCAGGCUGGGGACCAGGCAAACCUAGACUUGGCCUUCCUGAGGAAAUCCCAGUGAUCACUGGAAAAGAAGUUCCCUUCAAUCCAAGUGUACCAGCAUAUCUUAAUUGCUACGCAGUUGUACAUUUUGCUGUAAUAAUUGACUUGUAUACUGAACUUCUUGGUAGCGUGACUGUGUUAUCACAGGCAACUAUUCUCCUGAGAAUUGGCUUUAUCAUAUUGUCCCUGACCUCUUUGGGAAUGCUUUUGGAGAACAGACUCAAAGCAGGAAUUUUGGAAAUCAUCCGCUGUUUAGCCUUCGUAGGUGUUUAUAAACUUGGCUACCUAAGGAGUCAGUUUCCUUCUUUGGGCUAUGUAUAUCAGGCCUUGUUUUCCCUCUGUACUGCGUUUUGGGGAAUACAAAUUAUGAAGCGGAUCACUUCAUCCAAAGAUAAACGGCACUGA
This is a messenger RNA of Colius striatus (speckled mousebird), 1347 nucleotides long. It is a transcript of the gene AGMO, whose product is annotated as alkylglycerol monooxygenase. Gene Ontology annotation, molecular function: iron ion binding; oxidoreductase activity. Bases 1 to 1347 code for a protein of 448 amino acids. The record is from RefSeq and is a predicted model, not a curated record. Gene Ontology annotation, cellular component: endoplasmic reticulum. Lineage: Eukaryota; Metazoa; Chordata; Aves; Coliiformes; Coliidae. The transcript has 13 exons. Gene Ontology annotation, biological process: lipid biosynthetic process.